CGGCCCGCCCCGGCACGGGUCCUGGGACCCAGAACCGGUUUUAAUUCUCUUCCCACGUCGGCAGGUCCCGGCUAGCGCGACUUCGUUUCUUUCCUGCCUCAGACAACGGAUCAUGGGGCUUCUGAGUGCCCGGCGCGGCCUGGAGUGGCUGCUGGGCUUCUACUUCCUCUCACACAUCCCCAUCACCCUGGUCAUGGAUCUGCAGAUGCUGCUGCCGCUCGAGCUCUUCCCGGUCGAGCUGAGAAACCUGAUGCAGUGGUAUGCCAAGGAGUUCAAAGACCCGCUCUUUCAUGACCCUCCGUCGUGGCUGAAGUCCUUCAUAUUUUGUGAGCUCCUGUUCCAGCUGCCUUUCUUUCCCGUUGCAACAUACGCCUUCUUCAAAGGAGGUUGCAAGUGGAUCCGCACCCCAGCGAUCAUCUACGCAGUUCAUACCAUGACAACGCUAAUUCCAAUUCUCACCACGUUUCUAUUUGAGGAUUUCUCCAAGACCAGUGGUUUCAAAGGACAUGGGCCAAAGACUCUGCGGGAACGAAUAGCCCUCGUAUCCAUCUAUGCUCCCUACUUUUUCAUCCCUCUCAUGCUUCUGAUUUUCAUGUUGCGGAGCCCCCAUUACAAGUAUGAGGAGAAAAGGAAGAAAAAAUGAGAAGGCACUACUGGCCUCAAGGAGAGAUGCCUACGGGCAGUUUCCUAUUGACCCAGUACCAGGAAAACUGCUCAGACCCCAGUCUUCAGUAGCAUUUGGAACACACCAGCAGCAUUACACCAGGAGCAAGAACUGGCAGGAAACAGGUCAGAUCCCCACAUCUCCCUGGGGCACUGGCACAAACAGACCAGCCUACCUGAGGAGGGGCAGAGGGAUCUGGGCUACUGUAUAGGGAAGUUAUUGUACCUCACUAUGCCCAAGUUCUACUGCAGGGUUACUUAAAAGCAAGACCAGGCCAGAAACUGGACAAACAUCUGUGAAAUAUGGGCUCCUUGGGCCAGGGGCGUGACUUACUGGUAGAGCAUUGGCCCCGUAUAUGAAGCCCUGAGUUCAAUCUUUUGCACUCCACAUACACACACAAAAUUAUAUAUGUAUGCACAUAUAUACAUAUAUGUAUUUGGCAUAUUCAUGAAUCAUUUAUUAUUUUGACUCUCUAUAUAUGUGGCUAAAUCAGCAAAUUGAACAAUAGGAUGUUCCUGUCCAUUUUAAAGUUUGAAAUUAUAUUUCUUUUUAAUACUCAUUUAAAACUCAAGGAAUUCUUCACCCCUAAAUGGAAGGCUCAGCCCUACCAUAACUUUCAGUCAGAAAAAAGGUUCAACUGAAAUGUGUUGUUUCUGUCUUCAGAUUUAUUUUAAUCUUUUCAGGUCUAGUUUUCUCUAUUUUCACAGACCACCUGGCCUAAAUCCCUUUACUCUGACGUCUGUUACAUCAGACCCAGUUUCGAACCUCCUCCGAGAUUACCGUCCUUCCUAGCACAGCUCAGUUUUCCUGGCCUGUUCUUAGUCAAGGCAGAGAGGGCAGCUGGGUAUGGUAUGUCCAGUAUGUACAACUGGGUCACUUCACAUGACAUCAGCGUUCUUGGCACUUGCAAACAUACACUAGAGGCUAACUUCAAUCCUGUGAACAUUCCCACGAGACGGUAGCAGCCAGUCCCAGUCAGUUCCUCCCUUUGCCUGUUUUGCUCCCAAGCCACACGGGUCGGACCACUGGAAGAAGUGUCUGGUCCACUCGUGUGCCUGGUCCAAAUAAAAACAGCUGCUGACCACC
Molecule: messenger RNA, 1750 nt
Organism: Sorex araneus (European shrew)
Lineage: Eukaryota; Metazoa; Chordata; Mammalia; Eulipotyphla; Soricidae
Gene: TMEM97
Product: transmembrane protein 97
Exons: 3
Coding region: 113-643 (176 amino acids)
Cellular component (GO): endoplasmic reticulum
Source: RefSeq, a predicted model, not a curated record